AUGGGAUCGGACUGUUUGACGCCAGAAUGGGCAUCUCAACCUUGCCUCAUGGGAAUCGACGAAGCCGGGAGGGGACCAAUGGUCUAUGGAUGCUUGUACUGCCCCAUUUCCUACCAGACCACUCUUGCUUCUCUCCAUUUUGCAGAUUCGAAGACUCUGAAAGAGGAGAAAAGAGAAGAAUUAUAUGAAAGUUUAAAGCUUGACAAGUCAAUUGGAUGGGCUGUUGAUGUCAUUGGUCCCAGGGAACUAUCAGCCAAGAUGCUCGCAAAAAACAAGACUAAUUUAAAUGAGAUUUCACAUAACUCUGCAAUGGGGCUUAUCAAGAGAGUACUAGACAUGGGAGUUCUUCUGACAGAGGUUUAUCUGGAUACUGUAGGAGAUCCUGAGAAGUACAGAAAAAAAUUGUCUGAGAGGUUUUCUUCGAUCAAGUUUGUCGUUUCAAAGAAAGCUGACAGUCUUUUUCCUGUUGUCAGUGGGGCUAGUAUUGUGGCUAAGGUGACAAGAGACAGAGCGUUGAGAGAAUGGUUGGUAGAGGAAACCGGAGAAAAUAUAAACAGAAACUUUGGUUCUGGAUAUCCUGGAGAUCCUGAGACCAAGGCAUGGUUAGAGCAACAUAAGCAUUCUGUGUUUGGAUUCCCAUCACUGGUCCGUUUCAGUUGGGGAACUUGCACUGCACAUUUGAAGGGCGAAGUUGAAGUUGCAUGGGAAUCAGAUGAAACGGAAGAGGGUGGUAAUGGAAAUAGCAGUAAGCGACAAGCAAAACUAAGCAGAUUUGGGUUCACAACAUGCGAGAGUAGGAGCGAAGAAAUGGAAUCGAGUGGAAAAGGACGCUGCAAAUUUUUCCAGGCUCGCAAAAUCCAACAAGUCACUCAGUUUUAG
Messenger RNA from Arabis nemorensis, 879 nucleotides. NCBI's taxonomy places the organism in Eukaryota, Viridiplantae, Streptophyta, Magnoliopsida, Brassicales, Brassicaceae. The record is from the annotation of a GenBank genome assembly.